Molecule: messenger RNA, 4041 nt
Organism: Bombina bombina (fire-bellied toad)
Lineage: Eukaryota; Metazoa; Chordata; Amphibia; Anura; Bombinatoridae
Gene: RNF220
Product: ring finger protein 220
Exons: 15
Coding region: 208-1968 (586 amino acids)
Biological process (GO): protein ubiquitination
Molecular function (GO): ubiquitin protein ligase activity; metal ion binding
Source: RefSeq, a predicted model, not a curated record
AGCAGGGGACCACUCUCGUGCAGGGACAUCUCAGCUUCCCGGACUGGGGACAGCAGCAAGCAGGAACCUCAGUUACCCAGGAUUCUCACGGUUUCCAAGAAAAGAAAUGCAGUGACAUUGCCUGUUUCACACCCUGGUCAAGUUAUUUGUUUCCCAAGUAAAGUCUUCACCAUAACCUCUGAACCGGUAAAAAACAAAGAUUGAACAAUGGACCUGCAUCGAGCCUCCUUUAAGAUGGAAAACUCUUCCUUCCUUCCCAAUCCUUUGACUUCACCAGCUCUGAUGGUUCUGGCGUCCACUGCAGAAGCAAGUCGUGAUGCCUCAAUACCAUGUCAGCAACCACGACCUUUUGGGGUACCUGUAUCACUGGACAAGGAAGUCCAUAUUCCAUUUACCAAUGGCUCAUAUACCUUUGCUUCCAUGUACCACCGCCAGGGUGGUGUCCCAGGAGCUUUCCAAAACCGUGACUUCCCACCUUCACUGCUCCACCUACACCACCAAUUUGCACCACCCAACCUAGAUUGCUCUCCAAUUAGUAUGUUAAAUCACAGUGGUGUGGGGGCCUUCCGACCUUUCACCUCUCCUGAAGAGCGAGAGAGCUAUCAGUCGGCCUUCACUCCAGCUAAGAGGCUCAAAACUUGCCAUGACACAGAGUCCCCACAUCUGCGCUUCUCUGAUGCUGAUGGAAAAGAGUAUGAGUUCGGGACUCAGAUGCCCACUGGUUCCCCCGGAGGGCUGAAAGUGGACGAUGCAGGAAAAAAACUGUUUGCAGUGUCUGGCCUGAUAUCAGAUAGAGAGACAUCAUCCAGCCCAGAAGACAGAAAUGAGAGAUGCAAAAAGAAAAUCGCCCUGUUUGACAGCCAAGCCCCAAUCUGCCCUAUAUGUCAGGUCUUGCUGCGCCCGGGAGAGUUGCAGGAGCACAUGGAGCAGGAACUGGACAAACUUCUGCAGCUUAAUAUUGGGAAGAACUCUACACAGAAAGAUAUCAUGAUAUCCAGCACACCAAAGUCGGUUUUGUUAUCAGCUUCAAUCAAGCGAGAAGGGGAAUCUCCAACGGUAUCACCUCUCUCUACAGAAGAUAUUCACCAUUCGGACAGAUACCAGACAUUCUUGCGGGUGCGUGCCAAUAGACAGACCAGACUGAACGCACGGAUUGGAAAAAUGAAACGAAGAAAGCAAGACGAUGGGCAGGUAUGUCCACUCUGCAAUCGGCCAUUGUCUGGAUCGGAGGAGGAGAUGAGUAGACAUGUGGAACUGUGUCUGUCUAAGAGGGAAACCUGCAUGAACGAGGAUGACUCAGUAGAUAUUGAAAAUGAGAACCGAUUUGAGGAAUAUGAGUGGUGCGGACAGAAACGGAUACGGGCUACAACUCUCCUGGAAGGUGGCUUCCGAGGGUCUGGAUUUAUUAUGUGUAGCAGUAAAGAAAAUCAUGACAGUGACGCCGAUCUGGAUGUGGACGGAGAUGACACGUUAGAAUACGGAAAGGCUCAGUACACAGAAGCAGAUGUGAUCCCGUGCACAGGAGAGGAACCAGGUGAAGCCAAGGAGAGGGAGGCCCUCCGAGGAGCAGUACUCAAUGGCGGAACACCAACCAGCAGGAUAUCAUCCGAAUUCUCCAAAUGGGCCAGUGACGACAUGCCUUCCACAAGUAAUGGGGACAACAGCAAGCAAGAUGCUGCACAGAAAACCUGCAAGAACAGCGACAUUGAAAAAAUUACAGAAGACUCAACAGUGACGACGUUUGACGCACUAAAAGCUCGUAUUCGAGAAUUAGAAAGACAGCUGUCAAGAGGGGAUCGCUACAAAUGCCUCAUUUGCAUGGACUCCUACACCAUGCCCCUGACGUCGAUUCAGUGUUGGCACGUGCACUGUGAGGAAUGCUGGCUGCGCACACUGGGGGCAAAGAAGCUGUGUCCACAGUGUAACACCAUCACAUCUCCUGGAGAUUUGAGGCGCGUGUAUUUGUGAAACAAAUGUGAAACUGACAAUGUUGCUCUGGCCGGGGAGGGGGGUUUGUUGCAGAACUCACAGCUCCUGAACUGGACCAUCCCUGCUUUAAGGAGGGGCUAUAUUUUCAAUAGACAAGUCUGAGACUAAAGACCUUUUCUAAAAGCUGGGGGCAGAUGAUUUUGAGAGCAGUCUGGAACCUGGGUUUACCUGACAGUGGUUUGCUUGUAAGGAGGAAAAGAAAAAACUGUGGCUUCCAGAUAUCAACCAACUCCUUGUGCAGUGAAAGCAACACAGGCACAUCCUGGCUGAUCUGCAUCACCAUCUCUCACUGUUUUCUCCCUGCUCCUACUGAGGAUAAGUUUUCCAACUGAGGAGUUACUCCAAACUGACAGUUUUUUGUUUACGUUUUGUCUCCUUUUGCACUUGACCCAACUGUGCUACAUGCAGCCUACAAGGGUUGCACCAAAAAGUGUGCUACCCAUGAAGAGAAGAGGCCCCAGUGGACAGUGCCCAAUCUCAGUGUUUUUAAUCUCAUUCCUUAAAUUCUAAUUUAUGUACUGUUUUUGUGAUUCUCAGCUGUAAAGGUGCAGGGAAACAAAACUAUUAGAUAUGCUAAGAAGCACAUGUAAUAUAAAUUAUUAUAUGUUUACAAUGUUGUGUAUAAAUUGAAUAGACACAAAACGUUACCUUAUAUCUUCCUUUAUGGGCAGGAGGGAGGGAUAAUGAGUGUGUUGCUGGUUUUUAUUGAAGAAGGGGUCUAAAGGUGUAAAUGUAUAAUAUAUUUAAUUUUUACUGAAAAUUAGUUAACAGACUAAGAAGUGAAGAUAAUUAUUGGUCUGCACAUUUUGUGUGGGACAGAUUGGGGGUGCAUUUGCAAUAUUCUAAUUGUUGAUGUCCAAGUAGAUUCUUUUUAUAGUGUUCAUAUGUGGCUAAUUUCUUAUGAGUCCACCUAUCAAGCACAUUUAGAUGUAUGAGCAUGACCACUGGUGCAGUCUGGGUUCUGUUUAGUACCGGGAGGUUUUCUGUACCUAUUUCCAUUGAGCAACUCUCAUGUUCAAAAGUACAUAUAUUUUUCUUUUUACAUACAUUCUUUGUAUUUUUUCACAUGCAUAUUACAUACCCUAAUUUACAAAUACAUUAUCUGUAUCUUUUCACAUGCAUAUUAUAUACCCUAAUUACAAAUACAUUAUCUGUAUCUUUUCACAUGCAUAUUACAUACCCUAAAUACAAAUACAUUCAUGUGAAAAAAAUACAAAGUAAUAUGGGUUGAACCUUUUUAUACAUUGUUACUACAGUUGAUCCAAAAGAAGGCAAAAAACCCAAACUGAAGCGGUUCCCAAUUGUGCCUCAGUAGCAAAAAAUAAUAAUUCUUUACUCCAAAAUGAAAAUCUGAUUUCUCCUUGGAUUAUUUUUGUUGCACCCAAAAGCUACAAAUCUUUUUUUCAUUUGUUUGUGACGUUGGUAAGACUUGCCCUAGCAUAUCAAGCUGCUUGUGAGGUUUGCAAUCGAGAUUACUGUACCCAAGAUUGCAUUUAAUCGUAUUGUAAUAGCUUGGAAUAAUUUUAACUUCAUGUGAUUUUAUGGAGAGGGACAUUAUUAGGUUUAAUUACAUUUGGUAUUGAGAGCUGCAGCAUUUACCACUUUUUUCUGAAUUAGUUGGAAUAAGAAUGCACUGGCAACUCUUCUCCAGUAGACAUGACAUAUAUCCUUACUCCUUUAAAACAUCCAACUACUGUGUUCUCUUAUAUUUAUCAAAUAAAUGCCACUCCUUCCCAAUCUAUGUACCAGUACAGUGCAACAAGCCUUCAGCGACUAAUGUUGGAAAGGAUGGUAUGGACUGACUUAUGUGAAGGUAAUCAUCUGCCCAUUACAAAUUAUAUGUGCUUUAACUAGGUUUGUGUCUUCAGAAGUGGAGAGGUUUGUGGUAACUCCGUUUAUUCAGUUUUCAUAUUGGGAUUCUUAUUUCUAUAAACAAAUGCAUAAGAACCAUAUUAAAUAGUAAAUAUGGGUAUUUGAUAACAUAACCAGUUAAAAUGAUGUACUUGGUAUUUAAAAGAAUAUUACUAUUGUCAUAAAAAAGUUUAAUUUUAA